Messenger RNA from Pan troglodytes (chimpanzee), 4626 nucleotides. It is a transcript of the gene ATP12A, whose product is annotated as ATPase H+/K+ transporting non-gastric alpha2 subunit. Lineage: Eukaryota; Metazoa; Chordata; Mammalia; Primates; Hominidae. Gene Ontology annotation, molecular function: ATP hydrolysis activity; P-type sodium:potassium-exchanging transporter activity; ATP binding. Gene Ontology annotation, biological process: intracellular sodium ion homeostasis; intracellular potassium ion homeostasis; potassium ion import across plasma membrane. The transcript has 28 exons. Bases 1 to 4626 code for a protein of 1541 amino acids. The record is from RefSeq and is a predicted model, not a curated record. Gene Ontology annotation, cellular component: plasma membrane.
AUGACAAAAUUGCCCAACGAUGCAUUUCUCAGACUGAGUACUUCCAGCAUCACUAGUCACACUUUGUAUGGGUCCCAUGGUGUUAAUCAAGCCUCUCAAGUGAGUCGAAAGCAGAGCCCCUACUCCAUGCUUCUCUCGCCUGGAACUCACUGUCACUGUCUGCUGGUCCACUGCUCCCAGUCACUCCAACGUGAGGAAGCCGGCUUCAGAGCAAACCACAAGGAAAUCUGGUUUAUGAAAAUGGAGCAGUCUCCUGAUAACAUCUGGCCGUUCAUCACUAGCUUCUUCAGGCACCACCCAGAGCUUGCAGGUGCCAAAACCUCAGCACUGACAGAGGUCUGUGAAACAGGCAUUGAAGCUUUCCUGUCAGCAUCCCCGGGCCAGGGACAUGUUCAUGAGCUAGGCUCUCUGGAAAGCGUGGGAGCCAAUGACCAAGAGGGCAGCCUCUCACUUAUCAAAGAGCCACAUUCCUCCCGAGUUAACGAGCAUAUUUGUGGAAGCCUGGACAGGACGUGGGCGCGCCGGGAGCUCGCCGGAGCAGCUGGUCCGGCUCUGGGCGCCCAGCGGGCACCAGGGCUGCACUCACCUGGAUGCCGGACCCGCCCCCUAGAGACCCCGCCCCCUGGCGUUCGGCUACUAAAGGGAAGGGGAUUCCCAGGGGGUCCCCAAUCCCGGACUCUCCCGACCCCUAGCUGUCGGUCCCCCUCCCUGCGCGCGCGCCGGCGGGUUUCCUACCCUCCGAGGCGUCCGCUGGCCUGCGCCCUGGCGGGGACGUGGGCGGGGCGGGCGGCAUUUAAGGCUGGUGCCACCUCCCCGGUGCAGCGGCUGGCGAUCGGCCGCGGAGGUGCGUGCAGGGCCCGCGCCGCCGCCGGUAUCUCCACCGCCAACACCUCAGCCACUGCCACUGCCACAGCCACACGAGGUCCCCCACCGUGCGCUCCGCCGCUGCAGUCCCGGAUCCGCGCUCCACGCCCGCAGCCCGCGGAGCCACCAGCCCAGCAUGCACCAGGUGCGUGCAGCCCCCGCGCCGGCCGAGGAUGCGAGACGCUGGGCCAAGGCCCCGGGGACCGGAGCAGGCUGACGGGAAGCGAGGAAAAGGCGAAGAGGAGAAACGCCCCAGGGGCGCUCAGCACCUCUUCGGAAACCCCAUUUGGGGCCAAUAUUGCACCUGGGCUUCUCUUUCAGAAAACCCCAGAAAUUUACUCCGUGGAGCUCAGCGGAACUAAGGACAUCGUGAAAACAGACAAGGGGGAUGGCAAGGAGAAGUACAGGGGUCUGAAGAACAACUGCCUGGAACUCAAAAAGAAAAAUCACAAAGAGGAGUUUCAGAAAGAACUCCAUCUGGAUGACCACAAACUCAGCCAUAGGGAAUUGGAAGAGAAAUAUGGCACAGACAUCAUUAUGGGUCUCUCCAGCACCAGAGCUGCCGAGCUCCUGGCCCGGGAUGGGCCCAACUCCCUCACCCCUCCCAAGCAGACGCCUGAGAUCGUCAAGUUCCUCAAGCAGAUGGUGGGGGGGUUCUCUAUCCUCCUGUGGGUGGGCGCCUUUCUCUGUUGGAUUGCGUAUGGGAUUCAGUACUCCAGCGACAAGUCUGCAUCCCUGAACAACGUGUACUUGGGCUGUGUGCUUGGUCUGGUGGUCAUUUUAACGGGGAUCUUUGCUUAUUACCAAGAGGCAAAAAGCACCAACAUCAUGUCCAGCUUCAAUAAGAUGAUCCCUCAGCAAGCUCUCGUCAUCCGAGAUUCCGAGAAGAAGACCAUCCCUUCAGAGCAGCUGGUGGUGGGGGACAUUGUGGAGGUCAAAGGAGGAGACCAGAUCCCUGCAGACAUCAGGGUGCUGUCUUCUCAGGGGUGUCGGGUGGAUAACUCAUCUCUCACGGGGGAGUCUGAGCCCCAGCCCCGCUCCUCUGAGUUUACCCAUGAAAACCCACUGGAAACAAAGAACAUCUGCUUCUAUUCCACAACGUGUCUGGAAGCAUCUACUUCCCCUGUAGGCACUGUCACCGGCAUGGUCAUCAACACGGGUGACCGCACCAUCAUUGGCCAUAUUGCCUCCUUGGCCUCAGGAGUUGGAAAUGAGAAGACGCCCAUUGCCAUUGAGAUCGAGCACUUUGUUCACAUUGUGGCAGGAGUGGCUGUCUCCAUCGGCAUCCUUUUCUUCAUCAUCGCUGUGUCCCUGAAGUAUAAAGUCCUGGACUCCAUCAUCUUCCUCAUUGGCAUCAUUGUGGCCAAUGUGCCCGAGGGCCUCCUGGCCACUGUCACUGUGACCCUGUCGCUGACAGCAAAACGGAUGGCCAAGAAGAACUGCCUGGUGAAGAACCUGGAGGCUGUGGAGACCCUCGGCUCCACCUCCAUCAUCUGCUCGGACAAGACUGGGACACUGACCCAGAACAGGAUGACAGUGGCCCAUCUGUGGUUCGACAAUCAGAUCUUUGUGGCUGACACCAGUGAAGACCAUUCAAACCAAGUCUUUGACCAAAGCUCUAGGACUUGGGCCUCCUUAUCCAAGAUAAUAACAUUGUGUAACCGAGCAGAGUUCAAGCCAGGACAGGAAAAUGUCCCCAUCAUGAAGAAAGCUGUGAUUGGAGAUGCCUCAGAAACUGCUCUUUUAAAAUUCUCAGAGGUCAUUUUGGGUGAUGUGAUGGAAAUUAGAAAAAGAAACCGCAAAGUAGCUGAAAUCCCUUUUAACUCUACUAAUAAAUUUCAGCUCUCCAUCCACGAGAUGGAUGACCCCCACGGCAAGCGCUUCCUCAUGGUGAUGAAGGGGGCCCCUGAGCGCAUCCUAGAGAAAUGCAGCACCAUCAUGAUCAACGGCGAGGAGCACCCACUGGACAAGAGCACCGCCAAGACCUUCCACACAGCCUACAUGGAGCUGGGCGGGUUGGGCGAGCGUGUGCUGGGUUUCUGUCAUCUCUACCUGCCAGCAGACGAGUUUCCAGAAACCUACUCAUUUGACAUAGACGCUAUGAACUUUCCGACCUCCAACCUCUGUUUUGUGGGACUCUUGUCAAUGAUCGAUCCCCCUCGGUCCACCGUGCCAGAUGCAGUCACCAAAUGCCGGAGUGCAGGGAUCAAGGUUAUUAUGGUUACUGGUGAUCAUCCCAUCACAGCCAAAGCUAUCGCCAAGAGUGUGGGGAUCAUUUCAGCCAACAGUGAAACAGUGGAAGACAUUGCACAUCGCCUCAACAUUGCUGUGGAGCAAGUUAACAAACGGGAUGCCAAGGCCGCUGUGGUGACUGGCAUGGAGCUGAAGGACAUGAGCUCAGAACAGCUGGAUGAGAUCUUAGCCAACUACCAAGAGAUUGUCUUUGCCCGGACAUCCCCGCAGCAGAAGCUGAUCAUUGUGGAGGGCUGUCAGAGGCAGGAUGCUGUUGUUGCUGUGACCGGGGAUGGAGUUAAUGACUCUCCGGCUCUAAAGAAGGCAGACAUUGGGAUUGCCAUGGGGAUAGCAGGUUCUGAUGCAGCCAAAAAUGCAGCCGACAUGGUCUUGCUGGACGACAACUUCGCAUCCAUCGUCACAGGGGUGGAGGAAGGUCGCCUGAUCUUUGACAACCUCAAGAAGACGAUUGCUUAUACCCUGACCAAGAACAUUGCCGAGCUGUGCCCCUUUCUGAUCUACAUCAUUGUCGGGCUCCCCCUGCCCAUUGGCACCAUCACCAUUCUGUUCAUUGACUUGGGGACAGACAUUAUCCCCUCCAUUGCCUUGGCAUACGAGAAAGCUGAAAGUGACAUCAUGAACAGGAAGCCUCGCCACAAGAAUAAGGACAGGCUGGUGAACCAGCCGCUCGCUGUGUACUCAUACCUGCACAUUGGCCUCAUGCAAGCCCUGGGAGCUUUCCUUGUGUAUUUCACCGUCUAUGCACAAGAGGGCUUUCUGCCCCGCACUCUCAUUAACCUGCGGGUAGAAUGGGAGAAGGACUACGUGAAUGACUUGGAAGACAGCUAUGGGCAGGAAUGGACAAGGUACCAGAGGGAAUACCUAGAAUGGACGGGCUACACGGCUUUCUUUGUUGGCAUCCUAGUCCAGCAAAUAGCAGAUCUGAUCAUCAGGAAAACCCGGAGGAAUUCCAUCUUCCAGCAGGGUCUCUUCAGAAAUAAAGUCAUCUGGGUGGGGAUCACCUCACAGAUCCUCAUUGGUCUGAUCCUCUCCUAUGGCCUCGGAAGUGUCACAGCCUUGAGUUUCACCAUGCUUAGGGCUCAGUACUGGUUUGUGGCUGUGCCGCACGCCAUCCUGAUCUGGGUGUAUGAUGAGGUGCGGAAGCUCUUCAUCAGGCUCUACCCUGGAAGGCUCCAGCCGGGGCCUCUGAUGUGCCCUCGAUUCUUGGUCGGACGCCUGUGGGAGGGCCCGCUCCAGCCGGGGCCUCUGAUGUGCCCUCGAUUCUUGGUCGGACGCCUGUGGGAGGGCCCGUCUUUCUGCAGCAGCACUCGAGAGAAGGGUUCUACAGCCUUUCCAUCAACUGCACACCUCGCACUAACUCAUUUGACAGAACCUGAGAAUUAUGUUUGGUUAAGCUUUCCUCAUCUAGUGGCCUGCCCCGUCACCUCUCUCCAUUACAGUCUCACUCGGGGGCAUCUGGGGCUGAUGGCUCUAGGUUGGCAUCUCCUGGACAGGAAAAGGCAGCCUUAG